CGCUUGUUUAACGCAGGCUCAACAGCGUUGGAAACUUCAAAUUUUUACAGAAGCCACACGUGCUUGUGUAAAAUUGUACAAAAAUGGUCUCCCUCAACCCAGUUCAGAUUCUUAACCAAGGUGCCGAAGAGGAAAGAGCCGAAACAGCUCGUCUUUCGUCAUUUGUUGGUGCUAUAGCUAUUGGAGAUCUCGUCAAGAGCACUCUUGGUCCGAAAGGAAUGGACAAAAUUCUACAGUCGUUUAGCAAGGCUGAAGAAAUUCAGGUUACAAAUGACGGAGCAACAAUCCUAAAAUCCAUUGGAGUUGAUAAUCCAGCUGCAAAAAUUCUUGUGGAGUUAUCAAAAGUUCAAGACAAUGAAGUUGGGGAUGGCACAACAAGUGUGACAGUACUAGCUUGUGAAUUGCUGCGGGAGGCUGAAAAACUUGUGUCAUGUAAAGUACAUCCCCAGAUUAUUGUGUCUGGUUGGCGGAAAGCUGUACAAGUUGCUCAGAAGGCCUUGGAGGCUGCAGCUGUUGAUCACAGCAGUGAUGAGCAAAAAUUUAAAGAGGACUUGUUGAAUAUUGCAAGAACAACACUUAGCUCAAAAAUUUUGGUGCAACAUCGAGAUCAUUUUGCAACUCUUGCUGUUGAGGCAGUGUUAAGACUUAAGGGCAGUGGAAACUUGGAUGCCAUUCAGAUCAUCAAAAAACUUGGUGGAAACCUGGUUGACUCAUACUUGGAUGAAGGAUUUUUGCUUGACAAGAAGAUUGGUGUAAAUCAACCAAAAAGAAUAGAAAAUGCAAAGAUCCUCAUUGCAAACACUUCAAUGGAUGCAGAUAAAAUCAAGGUAUUUGGUUCCCGAGUGAGGGUAGAAUCAACUGCAAAGCUAGAAGAACUAGAGCUUGCAGAAAAGCAUAAGAUGAAAGAAAAAGUGGACAUGAUUCUUAAGCACGAUAUUUCUUGUUUUAUUAAUAGACAACUUAUCUAUAACUAUCCAGAGCAGUUAUUUGCUGAUGCUGGUGUCAUGGCAAUUGAACAUGCUGAUUUUGAAGGUGUUGAGAGAUUAGCUUUGGUAUUAGGUGGAGAAAUUGUAUCAACAUUUGGCCGUCCAGAGCUUGUGAAACUUGGGGAAUGUAAAGUGAUUGAAGAGGUUAUGAUCGGUGAAGACCAGUUGCUUCAUUUUUCUGGCUGUAAGCUUAAUGAGGCCUGCACCAUAGUAAUCAGAGGUGCCACACAGCAGAUCCUGGAUGAAGCAGAUCGGUCACUUCAUGAUGCACUGUGUGUUCUCACUCAAACUGUCAAGGAAACAAGAACAGUGUGUGGAGGAGGUGCCUCAGAAAUGUUGAUGGCCAAUGCAGUUUCACAGCUUGCUGCAAAGACUCCUGGUAAAGAAGCUGCAGCUAUGGAAGCUUUUGCAGCUGCAUUGAGACAGCUGCCCACCGUGAUAGCUGACAAUGCAGGGUAUGACAGUGCUGAUUUGGUGGCAAAACUUCGAGCGGCUCACACAGAAGGAAAGAAAACCUAUGGUUUGGACAUGACUCAGGGCAGUAUUGGGGACAUGGCUGAGAUGGGUAUCACUGAGUCCUACCAGGUCAAGAAACAAGUCCUGGCGUCAGCAGCAGAAGCAGCCGAAAUGAUUGUUAGGGUUGACAACAUCGUCAAAGCCGCUCCACGACCCAGGAGAGAUGACCACCCUCACCCAUAGAUGUUGUGCUAAAGAAGCGUUUAAAUUCCCCUUGACAGUGAUGGACUAAACUAUACUUGUUUGAGCACACGAUGAUUCUGUUUUUAAAUGGUGUCAGUUUGCGACAAUGCUGCAUCACCAUGUUGAAUGUGGGCACAAAUGCUCACUACUCGAAACGAACGGCAUGGAAAGAAGAGACAUUUUUAGUGGAUUGAGUUUCUUUAAUAUUAUUUCUCCUUCUGUGUGAAAGAUUCUUUUUUUACCAUAUAUGAAUCAUAUCACAACAUAACCAGCUCACUUUCAAAUUAGCAUGCUCCCUGGUUGCCUCUUCACAAAGCAAAAUAGAAUAUAAAGCAAUAAAAAAAAUAAAAGAAUAUU
Pocillopora verrucosa is the source of this 2042-nucleotide messenger RNA. Its product is annotated as T-complex protein 1 subunit beta. Gene Ontology annotation, biological process: protein folding. NCBI's taxonomy places the organism in Eukaryota, Metazoa, Cnidaria, Anthozoa, Scleractinia, Pocilloporidae. Gene Ontology annotation, cellular component: cytosol; chaperonin-containing T-complex. Gene Ontology annotation, molecular function: ATP binding; ATP hydrolysis activity; ATP-dependent protein folding chaperone. The record is from RefSeq and is a predicted model, not a curated record.